AUGUGUUUUAAAGGUGAGAAGGCUCAACUGGAGUAGAGUUUUGAGUGGGAGCUGAAAGGACUACAAGAGGAGCAACAGCAGGAGCUCAAGGCCCUACAGCAGAGACUGGUAGAGGAGUGUACCUCUGAGAUACAGCGACUCCAGCAACAGCAGAACAGCCACCUGGUGCAGCUGCGUUCCCAGCACCAGGAACUGAUCGAGGAAAUGAAUGAAAUACAUGAGAGGGCCGUGAUGGAGAUGGAAGCGACACAUGGUGCCACAUUGGUCACUUUACAGGAAGAACACACAAGAACUGUCAAGAACCUGAAGAUGGCACAUGAGCAGCAAAAGAAGUCAAUGGAAGAGGAAUUUGAGAAGCUCAGGCUCUCACUGCAGGAUCAGGUGGACACCUUGACAUUUCAGAACUGUGCUCUACGAGACCGGGCCAAACGCUUUGAAGAAGCACUGCGCAGAAGCACAGAUGAGCAAAUAGUGGAUGCUCUUGCUCCGUAUCAGCAUAUUGAGGAGGACCUGAAGAGUCUUAAAGGGGUUCUGGAGAUGAAGAAUCAGCAGAUUCAUCAACAGGAGCUCAAAAUUUCAGAGCUGGAAAAAAUGGCCCAAAAGAAUGUUAUGUUGGAGGAGCGUAUUCAGGUGUUACAGCAGCAAAAUGAAGACCUGAAGAACAGGAUUGACCGCAACCUUGCCAUGUCCAGGCAACUAUCAGAGGAAAAUGCCAACCUCCAGGUGUAUGUUGAGAAAGAGAGCAACGAGAAGAAACGGCUGAGUCGCACCAAUGAAGAGCUGAUGUGGCGUCUUCAAACGGGCGAAUUGAGUCCUCGAAUGUCUCCCAACCAGUCGCCCCUUCAUAGAUCAGCCUCUAGUCCAGCUUCACCCUCCCGACAACAGCCCUUCCCUAGAUGAGUGUCUCUCACACUCUAUUUUUUUCUUUUAACUCCUGUUUCUCAUUGUGGAUUCUGAUUAGAUGGAACAGAGGAUGCUCUCACACCUCUGAUAUCAUAGAUAUGGUCAUAGUGCUUUCGGUUUCAUGCCAAUGUCGAUGUUACUGUAUUAGUUAGUUGAUACAGUGGUCAGGAUUUGAGUUGGAUAUACGUAAUUAUGUAAAUAGUUCACCCAAAAAUGUAACAUUCUAUCAUAAUUUACUUAUUCUGAACCUGCAUGACUGACUUAUGUGGAGCAUAAAUGGAGAAAUUAUUAAUUUAUGAUUGCUUUUUCGCGCAAUUACAAUGAAUUGCGACUGAAGCUUUUAAGUUUUAAAUACUUCAUUGUAAUACUCCGCCUAUAGUGUUACUGGAUAGUUGAAUCAGUGAGUUUAUCUCGAGAACUAAGUCAGUCUGAUUCAUGAAGAAUCAAUCAGGUUCAAGAAUCAAUCAGCAAUCUAAGCCAAUUAUGGUUGAAAAUUCCAUUUCUAUCCACAUAGUUCAAUGAUUCAGCAUUUGUAUUUGAAACUGCAGUUCUAAUAAUUGUUUGCAAACCAUCUUAAAGUUGUUUGGUUGGAACUACAGCCUUCAACCUGUGAUUAGGAUU
Messenger RNA from Carassius carassius (crucian carp), 1524 nucleotides. RefSeq names its product microtubule-associated tumor suppressor candidate 2-like. NCBI's taxonomy places the organism in Eukaryota, Metazoa, Chordata, Actinopteri, Cypriniformes, Cyprinidae. The transcript is spliced from 8 exons. The record is from RefSeq and is a predicted model, not a curated record. Gene Ontology annotation, cellular component: nucleus; cytoplasm. Gene Ontology annotation, molecular function: microtubule binding.